This is a messenger RNA of Ilex paraguariensis (yerba mate), 573 nucleotides long. NCBI's taxonomy places the organism in Eukaryota, Viridiplantae, Streptophyta, Magnoliopsida, Aquifoliales, Aquifoliaceae. The record is from the annotation of a GenBank genome assembly.
AUGAUAACCACAGAAUGGGCUAUGUAUGAACUUGCUAAAGAUCCAGAAAGACAGAAUAUUCUCUAUCGAGAAAUUCAACAUGUUUGUGGGGCUAACAAGAUCACAGAGGACAUAUUGUAUCAGAUUCCAUACCUAUCUGCUGUUUUUCAUGAAACACUGAGAAAGUAUAGUCCUGUUCCUAUAAUUCCUCUGCGAUAUGUGCAUGAAGAUACACAGUUACAAGGUUAUUCUAUCCCUGCUGGAAGUGAGAUUGCUAUAAACAUUUACGGAUGCAACAUGGACAAAGAUGUGUGGGAGAGUCCUGAGGAGUGGAAGCCUGAGAGGUUUCUGAAUGGGAAGUAUGAUCCCAUGGAUUUGCACAAGACGAUGGCGUUUGGAGGUGGAAAGAGGGUAUGUGCAGGUGCUCUUCAAGCGAGUUUGAUCUCUUGCACUGCAAUUGGUAGAUUUGUACAAGAAUUUGAGUGGAGACUCAAGGAUGAUGGAGAGGGAGAAAAUGUUGACACUCGGAGACUUACAACUCAGAAACUCCAUCCACUGCAAGCAAUCAUAAAGUCUAGAAAUUUGUUGUGUUGA